Molecule: messenger RNA, 1881 nt
Organism: Gopherus flavomarginatus (Mexican gopher tortoise)
Lineage: Eukaryota; Metazoa; Chordata; Testudines; Testudinidae
Gene: GPC3
Product: glypican 3
Exons: 8
Coding region: 1-1713 (570 amino acids)
Biological process (GO): cell migration; regulation of protein localization to membrane; positive regulation of canonical Wnt signaling pathway
Cellular component (GO): plasma membrane; extracellular region; cell surface
Source: RefSeq, a predicted model, not a curated record
AUGGCCGGGGGCGCCCUGCGCCUCGCCCUGCUGGCCGCGCUCUGCCUGCGGGGCUGGGGCCAGCCCGACGCCACCUGCCAGCGCGUCCGCGCCGCCUUCCAGCUGCUGCAGCCGGGAGCCAAGGGGGUGCCCGAGAGCCCGGUGACAGGGGCAGAUCUGCAAGUGUGUGUCCCGAAGGGCUCAACCUGCUGCUCGCGGAAAAUGGAGGAGAAGUAUCAAGCAACGGCCCGUUUGACCAUGGAGCAGCUCCUGCAGUCUGCCAGCUUAGAGCUGAAGUUCCUCAUAAUUCAAAACGCCGCCGUCUUCCAAGAAGCCUUCGAAAUUGUAAUACGGCAUGCAAGAAACUACACCAACACCAUGUUUAGGAACCACUACCAGAACAUGGGGUCCAGAGCUCUUAAGUUUGUCGGAGAACUUUUUACAGAUAUCUCUCUUUACAUACUGGGCUCUGACAUCAAUGUGAAUGACAUGGUCAAUGAAUUUUUUGACAGCUUGUUCCCUUUAGUCUACUCACACUUGAUGAACCCAGGCUUCCCUGACCCCUCCGGAGAAAUGAUAGAAUGCCUGCGGGCAGCAAGACGAGACCUCAGGGUGUUUGGUAACUACCCCAAAAUUAUGAUGACCCAGGUGUCAAAGUCAUUGCAGACCACGCGAGCCUUCCUACAAGCACUCAACCUGGGGAUUGAAGUAAUAAAUACUACCGACCACUUAAAAUUCAGCAAGGAAUGUGGACGUGCGCUGCUGAGGAUGUGGUACUGUUCUCAUUGCCAAGGGCUACUGAUGGCGAAGCCUUGUGCCGGAUACUGCAGUGUUGUCAUGCAAGGGUGCCUGGCCAGCGUUGUGGAGAUAGAUAACUAUUGGAGAGAAUAUAUUUGGUCCCUGGAAGGGCUGACCAAAGGCAUGUAUGGAAUCUAUGACAUGGAGCAUGUCCUGCUCAGUCUCUUCUUGUUGAUACGAGACUCGGUCAUGUAUGUUCAGAAGAAUGGAGGGAAGCUGUCUGCAACAAUUAGCAAAUUCUGUGGCCAUUCUCAACAGAGACAGUAUAGAUCAGCUUAUGACCCUGAAGACCUUUUCAUUGACAAGAAAGUACGGAAGGUGGCUUACACAGGACACGAGGAAACCCUGUCCAGCCGGAGAAGGGAGCUCAUUAUGAAACUAAAAUCUCACAGCAGUUUUUAUAGCAGCUUGCCGGAGUACAUCUGCAGCCAUGGUUCUGCUGUUCAGAAUGACACCCUUUGCUGGAAUGGACAAGAAAUUGUGGAGAGGUACAGUCACCAGGCAGCGAGGAACGGGGGGAAAGCUCAAGCUGGCACCCACGAGAUGAAAACUAAGGGUCCCGAGCCAAUGAUCAGCCAGCUCAUCGACAAACUGAAACACAUCAACCAGCUGUUGAAAGGAAUGUCAAUAUCCCGGCGAAAAGCUCCAGACAAAACCACAGAUGAGGAUGGGUCAGAAAGCGGAGACUGCGAUGAUGAAGAUGACUGCAGCGGCGGCUCCGGAAAUGGGGAACUAAGGGUUAAGAAUCAGCUCCGGUUCUUAGCAGAGCUGGCUUAUGAUUUGGAUAUGGAUGAUGUUCCCUCAAACAAACAACUUUUGAAUCAGCAAAGCAAAGGUGAUACCGCGGUUCACAACAUGGGAUCAGGAAAUACCACAUGGAAGCAUGUUCCCGUCACUGCUAUUUUCAUGGCAGUCUUCCUUCUGUGGGCCCAUUGACACUGUGCAGUAGCCACACCAGAUUUCCCUGGGGAUCAAUUUCUCUCCUUAUUUCUUUCUGAAGAAAACAUUCUGAACCGCGCUCCUCCUGCAAUAUAGGCACACUUCCAAAGAUUAAGUGAAUGACUUACAUUUGUUUUGUAAAAUAAAAUGGUACCUGUACCACCA